Stegostoma tigrinum is the source of this 3340-nucleotide messenger RNA. It is a transcript of the gene ing1, whose product is annotated as inhibitor of growth family, member 1. Gene Ontology annotation, cellular component: nucleus. Gene Ontology annotation, biological process: positive regulation of DNA-templated transcription. NCBI's taxonomy places the organism in Eukaryota, Metazoa, Chordata, Chondrichthyes, Orectolobiformes, Stegostomatidae. The record is from RefSeq and is a predicted model, not a curated record. The transcript is spliced from 2 exons. The coding region runs from base 663 to 1490 and encodes 275 amino acids.
GCCAUGCCAAUCAGCAGGGAAAAAAGUUAAAGAUCUCCGCUGAUCGGAGGCGAGAAGUGGAGCGGGCAGCGUGGCAGCCAGGCCUGCUGCACCGUGACUUUAUGAGGGGCGGCGGGGCGAAAGCUUCGGGUGGAAUUUAAUCAACUCAAGGAGGAAAAGGCGGGCGCGAGAGCUCGUAACGUCACAAUGAUAUGCUAAUAAGGCCGCGCGCGUGCGCGUUGCCGGCCGAGUGUUUCCCAAGUGUUUCAAACUGGGCUCCGGGUUUCCACGUUGGAUCAAGUGUCCCAGGUCUGGGAUCGGACUGUGCUCUGUAUGUGAGUGAGAGUGUGUAUGUGUAUGUGUGUGUGUAGUAGAGAAGAGACAGAGAGAGAGAGAGGUGGAGAUUGGGGAGGAGAGAAACCCCCCCUCCCCACAUUCCCUACUCAAAUAGGAGGGGAGUCUUCCCAUUCAUCUUCUACAUCUUUGCGGCCUGUUUUUUUUAAAAUAAUUAGCUUUUCUUUUCAUAAAAUAACAAGAGAUUCGGAGAGGACGUGAGUGAGUGAACGAGUGAGUGAGGAAUCCUUUUUACUCCUGACGGUUUUUUGUCAGUUUAGCAGAGAGAGAGAGAGAGAGAGAAAGUCACCCUUCUCCUUCUCCAACAAAUAACAAAUGUAGCUUGGAAGAUGCUGAGUCCUGCGAACGGAGAGCAGAUACACGUUGUGAACUAUGUGGAAGACUAUCUGGAUUCAAUCGAGUCUUUGCCUUUUGAUCUCCAGAGGAACGUUUCUCUGAUGAGGGAAAUCGAUGCAAAAUACCAAGACAUCCUGAAGGAACUAGAUGAAUAUUAUGAGAAACACAAGAGGGAGACAGAUGUGGUUCAGAGGAGGCGGAUUCUUCAUUAUAUCCAGAGAGCUUUGAUCCGGAGCCAGGAGUUGGGCGAUGAGAAGAUCCAAAUUGUCAACCAGAUGGUGGAGCUGGUCGAGAACCGAAGUCGACAGGUGGACAGCCACGUCGAGCUCUUUGAAAACUGUGCAGAGAGCAAUGACGCCAACAACAAGUCCUCACUGGACAGAUCCAGGAAUGACGGUGCAACACCAACAGAAAAACCCAAUGCCAAAAGGUCCCGGAGGCGCAACAAUGAGAACCGGGAGAAUGCAUCCAGCAACCAUGACCAUGAGGAGACAAGUACUGGAAUGCCAAAGGAAAAGAAGGCCAAGACUUCCAAGAAGAAGAAGAGAUCCAAAGCAAAGGCAGAGAGGGAAGCCUCUCCCGCGGACCUGCCUAUUGACCCCAAUGAGCCCACUUACUGCCUCUGCAACCAGGUCUCCUAUGGGGAGAUGAUUGGCUGCGAUAAUGAGGAGUGCCCCAUCGAGUGGUUCCACUUCUCUUGUGUGAGUCUGAACCACAAACCUAAAGGCAAAUGGUACUGUCCAAAAUGCAGGGGUGAGAAUGAAAAAACCAUGGACAAAGCACUGGAGAAAUCCAAAAAGGAAAGGGCCUACACUAGGUAGUUGCAGUGCCAACCUUUUGUUUUCUGUACAGCAACACAAAUUAAUGUAUAUUUAUUAUUGAGAGGUUUCCCUCUUUAGAUGAAAGAAUGGUGGGAGUGUAUUUGACAAACUAUUCCUUCUAAAGACCAGUUUUUUUUUAUUUUUAUUUGCAAGUAGGAAAGAGGGAAUAAAGAAAUCCUGGUUUUUAAGUCUUGUGUCCAGUGCCUGGACUGUUUUUGUUGUGUUUAAAAAAAAAACACUUUUCUUGCAACAAUUCUAAAACCAUCUGUGUUUCAUUUAUUAUUAAUAUUUCAUUCCCACCACAACAAAAGACAAAACAAAUUGGACAAAAUGGUUUUAUUAAAAUAUUUAUCAGAUUUUUUUAAGUUUCUCAGAUGUAAAAAUGUACAGAUGUGAGCUUUCCAUGUAUAGUGUAUGAUUCAUCAGCAUAGGCCUUUAACCAUAUUGUAAGAAAUAAUUUUAUUGUUACUUGUUUAACAGAAAAAAAACUGUACAGCAGUGAUAUAUAUAUAUAAAACAAAAGUCCAGAAAUGAAAUGCCUGGCAGUUGUGUCUCUGAUUUCUGCCUCACCCAGUGACGGGUGCAGUAAGGAUUUCACAGUAGAGCCCUGGGUAAUGUUAUAGAGAGUCCUAGGGGUUUGGGCACAUAAUUCCUUGAAAUUUGGAUCACAGCUAGAUGGGUGUCUAAGAAGGCACUUUGUAUGCUUGCCUUCAUUGCUCAGACCUUUUGAGUGUGGGAGUUGGCUCGUUGUGUUGAGGUCGUACAUGACGUUGUUGAAGCCUCUCCUGGAAUACUGUUAUAGGAAAGAUACUAUUAACCUGGAGAGGGUUCAGAAAGGAUUUAAGAGCAUGUUGCCAGGUAUGGAGGGUUUGAGACAUUAAAAAAUAGACUGGAACUUUUUCACUGGAGUGUAGGAGGUCGACAGUUGGAAUUUAUUGAGGUUAAUAAAGUCAUGAGAGGCAUAGAUAAUGACAAGCAUCUUUUCCCUAGGGUCGGGGGGGUGUAAAACUAGGGAGAUAUUUUUAAGGUGAGAGAAAAUGGAUUUUAAAAAGGACAUGAGGCGCAUUUUUGCUUUUUACAGAGUCAUUCGUGUGUGGAAUGAACUACCAGAGAAAGUGAUGGAUGCAGCUACAGUCACAAAAUUUAAAAGAUAUUUGGAUAAGUUCAUGAAUAGGAUAGGUUUGGAGGAUAUGGGCUAUGUGCAGGCAGGUGGGAUUAGUUUAGUUUGAGAACAUGGUUGGUGUGAACUAGUUGGACCAAGGGUCUGUUUUCAUGCUGUCUGAUUUGGAAGCAUUGGAAAUUGGAGUAGAAGUAGGCCAUUCAGCUCAUCAAGCCUGCUUCCACCAUUCCAACCGAUCAGUGCCUUGAUCAACCUCUACAUCAUUUUCUCCAUCUUUCCUGAUGUCACUUAUAUCCAGAAAUCUACCAAUUUCUUUCUUGAACAUGCUCAAUGAUUGAACUUCCAAAACCCCCUCAGGUAGAGAUUUCCAAUGAAUCUUCACCCUCUGAAUGGGAAAAAAAAAAGUUCUUCUCUCAGUCUUAAAUGAACCACCUCUUUUUUCUGGUCCUAGACUCACCAGAAAAACUAUGCAUUCUAUCCACAUCUGUCUUAUGUAGAAUCAAUGGAUUCACACCCACAGCUUUUCCUAUGGGGAAGUUUUAAUAUGGCUAUGUCAUGCCACUCUCAAUCAGGGUCUCCUCAGUGUAUCCCUUCUUUGAGGGGUUGCAUGUGAUGGUUGGACUCAGUUUACUUGUUAGUGGCAAUUGUGUAGUGGAAGCCUACAGUGUGGAAAAGUCAUUUUGUAGAUGUAAUUAUGUAGCAGGAAUGUUGCCUCACAUAAACAUCUGUA